Hippocampus zosterae (dwarf seahorse) is the source of this 1918-nucleotide messenger RNA. Its product is annotated as protein NDRG1-like. Bases 124 to 1215 code for a protein of 363 amino acids. NCBI's taxonomy places the organism in Eukaryota, Metazoa, Chordata, Actinopteri, Syngnathiformes, Syngnathidae. The record is from RefSeq and is a predicted model, not a curated record. Gene Ontology annotation, biological process: signal transduction. The transcript has 12 exons. Gene Ontology annotation, cellular component: cytoplasm.
GGUUGCUGCAUAAUUGUGCUCCCUACGAAUAUUUUACUGCAAGAAAGAAUUCACAGGACAGCUCGGCGUCUUUAGCAAGUUUUCUUUGUGUCGGUAAUUUGGGCCUUGAGUGCAACAGGAGUCAUGGUUCUGGAAGAGAAUGAGAGUGAUUCUGUCUUUGAGCCUCACAUCACUGAGGAGCAUGUUGACACUCAGUAUGGGAAGGUCCACUGCGUCAUGACGGGGAUGCCGAGAGCAAAUCGUCCAGUCAUUUUGACGUAUCAUGACGUUGGACUGAAUCACAAGUCAUGUUUUGAGACUCUGUUUACACAUGAGGACAUGCAAGAAAUCGUCAGACAUUUUGCUGUUUGUCAUGUUGAAGCGCCAGGGCAACACGAAGCGGCCCAAACCUUCCCUACAUCGUAUUCCUACCCGACCAUAGACCAACUGUCCGAAGCGCUGCUCGCUGUGCUCAAACGCUACGGGUUGCACAGUGUGAUUGGACUGGGAGUUGGAGCAGGUGCCUGCAUUUUGGCCAAUUUUGCCCUGAAUCACCCCGAUCUGGUGGAUGGAUUGGUUCUGAUCAACAUCAACCCUAAUGCUGAAGGAUUAAUAGAUGCUGUCACAAACAAGAUUACUGAAUGGACCCACACUCUCCCUGACACAAUUAUCACACACUUAUUCGGAAAGGAAGAGAUCCAGUCCAACCAUGACCUCAUAGCUACAUACCGCCACAACAUCAGCACAACCAUGAACCAGUACAACGUGGGCCAGUUCUUCCGUGCUUACAACAGCCGCAGUGCUCUUGAGGUGGAGAGGCCUGUUCCUGGAGGAAAUGUCAAUGUCCGGACUCUCAGAUGCUCCACAUUGCUGGUUGUAGGCGACAGCUCUCCAUUUGUGGAGGUUGUGGUUGACUGCAACUCCAAACUGAACCCAACAAAGACAACGCUGCUUAAGAUGGCGGACUGUGGAGGACUUCCUCAAGUGGUUCAGCCAGCCAAAGUGAUUGAAGCCCUCAAAUAUUUCAUCCAAGGCCUUGGAUAUUUAUCCAGUGCCAGUAUGACCAGACUUCGGUCACGGACAACAUCUAGCUCCAGUGUCUCAUCCCUGGAGAACUCUAGGAGCCGGGCACAUGAGAAGCGAGGACGCUCCCAUACUGAUGUCUCCAUGGAGAGCAUCUCUAACAGGAACAUGGACCGGAUCAUUUCAAAAUCCACACAUGAAGUAGCAUGCUAGAGCACAUGAUGCACGGAUCCACCCAGCUUGCUCUUUCAUCUGGUUUUUGCUGAUCUCUGCAACUACUUAGGGUCAAAGCCAAAGAUAAAUGUGACUAACGUGCUUUUUUUAGCCUCCUUUUCAUAUUUGCCACAAUCAGUUUCUCCUGUCAUCCUGGAUGUAGCUGAAAAUUUGGUUUUCCAAUUAGGGACAUUCUCAUCUUCUUACCACUGCCACUACGGUAAUUGUGCAAACAUACGAUGUAAUAUGAAUAAGAAUAUCCAUGCAUUUUGAUUUAAUAAUUAUUUCUUGUAAUUAUUUUAUUUAUUAAUGAUGAAAAGAGAUCAAAUCAGUUCCUAUGACUACGUGUUUUACAGUAUGUGCUAUGUCAAGCACAUACUGUUAUGUAUGUAACAGUGACAUACAGUAAUGUGACUUUUUAGCAGAUACGAUUCAGAGAAAUAUCAAAUCAGAUCAGAUCAAAUAGUAUAUACAGCUUUUCUUCAUACUAGAUAAAAUUAUGUGAUUUUUAUUUUAUUUUUCAUUUUAUUACUUCAGAUUAAGAAAGCUAUGAGUCUACAAUACAAUUGCUUCUAUUGGUUGAAAUUGGUGGUGAGCGGAGUGCAGUGACUCCUGGUGUAAAUUGUUGUUUUAAACCUUGUGAACAUAAAAUUAUCAAGUAAUCUACUGUACUGAAGAGAAUAAAAUGUUAUCCUCAAAUAAA